Molecule: messenger RNA, 2394 nt
Organism: Labrus mixtus (cuckoo wrasse)
Lineage: Eukaryota; Metazoa; Chordata; Actinopteri; Labriformes; Labridae
Gene: cep76
Product: centrosomal protein 76
Exons: 12
Coding region: 156-2144 (662 amino acids)
Source: RefSeq, a predicted model, not a curated record
UUAUGGCCCGUCGAUGGUUGUUGUCACUUUUGGGCUGUUUAUUUUUUUCCGCAGAUGAAUAAUGUUUAUAUGGAUCAAAUAUUGCUAACAGAAGAAAAGCGAGAGCUGUUGUUCGAGUCUGUUUUCUUAAAAGUAACAUCGACUCAUCAGCUGUGAUGUCUCUGCCUCCAGAGAAAGCCUGCGAGCUGAAGCAAAUCAUUCACAACCAUCUGCUCAAGAUGGAUAUCCAUGGGAGAAUCCGAGAGGUGCUGGCAGAGACGGUGAAGGACGACCGAGGUCAAGCCCAUCGACCUCUGUCCGAGGUGGAUUUCCUACAUGCUCUGCAGCGCAGGGGCAUCGUUGACGAUGUGAUGAAGGACCUACACUUUACCAAGGGCGGCCAACGUUUAGAUGCAGAAAUAGGAUCUCCACAAAGACCUGCCACUCACUUUGUGGACCAGAAUGUAACUCAGCUGGAAAGAACCAACAUUGACCCAUCAAGGCGGUACCUCUAUGUCCAGGUACUUGGUGGUAAGGCCUUUCUGGAGCAUCUCCAGGAGCCAGAGCCUUUACCUGGACAGGUGUGUUCUACAUUUACACUCUACCUGCACUUCCGCAACCAGAGGUUUCACUCAAAACCAGUGCCCUGUGCCUGCGACCCAGACCUGAAGGAAGGCUUUCUCUUAGAGAUCCACAGAGAAGGAAUAGGCAGUACAAUGGCUGAUUCGACAACCAUGCUGUCUUUGUGUGACCCGGUUCACUUGGUCCUGAUCAAGACGGACACCUCAAGUGAGACGACGCUGGUCUCAUCCUACUUCCUGGACUGGAGGACAGUUCUCGGCUCACCCAAUGGGAAGACCUGCAUUGCUGCGGAGCUGAUGGGAGUAGGGAGUGAAUGUAAAGUUCCAGCUGGUGUUUUGACCGUCAGUCUGGAGCUCUACCCUCCUCUCACAGAGACUCUGGGCAGUGACAUCAUCAGCACACAGCGGUCACUGGAGAGGCAGAGGACGGCAGAGAAAGAGAGACUCUUUUUGGUUUAUGCCAAACAGUGGUGGAGGGAGUUUCUUGAAAUACGGCCAUCAAACCAAUCCAAGAUGGUCAAGAUCUUUGCACAGGAUGAGAAUGGCAUCAACAGGCCGGUGUGUUCCUAUGUGCGCGUCCUCCGGGCGGGCCGGCUGCUGGAGAGCCCUCGACAGGCGGCCCGCUUCGUCAGCCUCCUGACCCACGAGAAGGCCCCGGUGGUCGGCGGAGGUGGUGGGAAACAGGAGCAGUGGUGCACGUUAAUGGCUUUCCUGUGUCGCGGGAAGGGCGACUGUGAGGACCAUGCCACCCUCCUGUGCAGCCUCCUGCUGGGCUUUGGCCUGGACGCUUAUGUGUGUGUGGGAACUAAAAACAGGGGAACUCCACACACCUGGGUCCUGACCCGCGGAACCGAUGGGAGCAUCACUUUCUGGGAAAGUCUGACAGCACAUAGAUACCUGCACCAGGCCAUAGACCCUGAUGCCCCGCCCCUGGCCCCCCAGCCCAAACCCUCCUCCCCCUACAGGACUGUCGGCUGCGUCUUCAACCACCAGACCUUCCUGGCCAACUGCCAGCCAUCGGACUCUGUGGAGCUCUGCGUCUUUGACCUGCAGAAUCAGUCUCGGUGGAAGGCGAUGAGCGAAGAGGCUCUGAAGUCCGUCUGUGCUCCAGGCUCCACCACCUCUCUGCCCCCCCUGCCCCCUCUCUGUGCCCCGUCCCUGGAUCCUGCUGCUGCCAGCAACCAGCUGGAGCUGGAGAUGCGCUUCCUGAUCUCAGAGCACAGGAAGGACCUGGAGCUGGCAACAGUUUGGGAUGACCACCUAUCCUACCUUCUGUCCUCUGCACUGUCAGCCUACGAGCUGGAGCGCUGCACCGGCGUCUCCUGUGGCAACGAGGAGUUCCAGGAUGCGGUGAGGAGGGCAGUCCCAGAUGGACACACCUUCAAAGGCUUCCCCAUCCACUUCCUGCACCGCAAUGCUCGUCGAGCCUUUGCCACCUGCCUCAGGUCUUCAGUCUGUGAGGAGAUAGUGUGUUGUCGUGGCGACCAUGUGAGGCUCGCGGUCCGUGUUCGGGUGUUUGCCUUUCCAGAGAACGCAUGUGCAGUGUGGCUCAUGUUUGCAUGUAAAUACCGCUCAGUGCUCUGACCAACACACAGGUGGAACUCAAAAACUACCUCUGAACAUUUUUCACACCUUUUUAGAUUUAGAUUUGUACAAAGCACAUGAAAUUAUCCGGACCAACGGGGAGGCUGCGUUCAGAAGUUGUACUCCCUGUGAAUGUCUACAGACGUGUUACUGUAGUGAUUUAUUUUCCAACCUCUUCAUUUGUACAGACAUUUAAACACAGAGUUGUAUUUAUAUUUAUAUCUUUUGUAAAUAAAUGGAACUUUGAUUA